UCCACUGCCUCUUAAAAGUGAGCUCAUCUGGCACUGGGUUGCAUUGAAGUCCUCCACCGUGCCUGAAGGAAGAAUGCUUUUGGGCGGUGGGAACGUGGAGAAGAUGUGGUCUGUCCAGCUGUCCCUUGGAGUGCUAACCAUCUUGACCAUGACUGUGUAUGUCCCAUCUACACAUGGAGAGCCUUUUUUACUACAAGAGAACCGAGUGCUUCCGGAGAGAGGAGACACAAAUCACGAGGACACCCUGCUGACUCUGCUUCUUAAUAAGAAGCUUGCAUGGCGGAGACCAGAAAAUAUUGACUGGGAGCUGGCAAAGAAAUUUGAAGAGCUUGAACAGCUGGAGAAGUUGAAGGAUCAGCUCUCAACUGAGGAAGGGUCAGAGGUGGCCUAUGCCUUGGAAAGCCUCUCAGCAUCCCAGCCCAAAAAACGCGCCUGCUUUUGGAAAUACUGCAUCUGAAGGCUUGCCAGGACUGGAGGAUGAAGACGAGCCCUCCCCAAACUGCCUUGUUGGGUAUUAAUGUGUUAAGAGUUUGUUCUGUUCUGUCAUCGUGCUGCUAACUUGGAUGCCAUCCUCCAUGACCGCACCACAGCCAAGUCUAACAGGGACCGUGACAGGAGCUGGUAACCCGCUACCACUCUCCGCUGCUCCUUCCUUCCAAGUUUAACUUGCCGUGAUCUUCUACUUGGAAGAUGCUUCCCAACUUUCCUUGCUGUCCUGUGUCUGCUGCCACUGUACACUCUUCCCCUUCUCACCAGGUCCCCCAAGGCACCAAACGCUAACUCAGUUCCCCUGAGCUUGGGCCUCUGCCCACAUCUGCAGACAUUCCUCACUGUGGUGUCUGGGUUUCCCGUCGCCUCCUACGAGCAGGUCUGUGAUGACCUAACACCCGCUGUUG
Molecule: messenger RNA, 896 nt
Organism: Pygoscelis adeliae (Adelie penguin)
Lineage: Eukaryota; Metazoa; Chordata; Aves; Sphenisciformes; Spheniscidae
Gene: UTS2B
Product: urotensin 2B
Exons: 5
Coding region: 74-457 (127 amino acids)
Biological process (GO): regulation of blood pressure; blood vessel diameter maintenance
Cellular component (GO): extracellular region
Molecular function (GO): hormone activity
Source: RefSeq, a predicted model, not a curated record